AUGUUGAUGAAACUCAGCACACGAAACUCCAUUUCCUCAUCUCUUCGAGUAAUUCAAACUUCACGGUUCUUCUCUUAUGUUGCGGAUGAGGAAAGGGUUUACGCUUCCAACUCUAUCAUUCACCCUACUGCCAUUGUUCAUCCCAAUGCUCUCCUGGGUCAGGGAGUUUCCAUUGGACCUUUUUGUUCUAUCAGUUCUUCUGCAAAGCUAGGGAAUGGUUGUCAGCUAUAUCCAGGAAGCCAUGUUUUUGGAAAUACUGAGUUAGGGGACAGUUGUACGCUGAUGACUGGCGCGGUUGUUGGUGAUGAUUUUCCUGGAUGUACUGUCAUUGGAAGCAAUAAUGCAAUAGGAUAUCAUGCUGUGAUCGGUGUCAAAUGUCAAGACUUGAAAUACAAGCCAGAAGAUGAGUGUUUCCUAGAAGUUGGACAUAAUAAUGAUAUUAGGGAACAUACUUCAAUCCACAGAUCUUCAAAAUCAACUGAUAGAACGGUAAUUGGUGAUGGAAAUUUAAUUAUGGGAGCUUGCCAUAUUGCCCAUGAUUGCAAGAUUGGCAACAACAACAUUUUUGCUAACAACACUCUUCUAGCCGGGCAUGUUGAGGUGGAAGACUAUGUUCACACUGCUGGUGCGGCGGUUGUUCACCAAUUCUGUCAUCUUGGCUCGUUCUCUUUUCUUGGUGGUGGUUCUGUGGUUUCACAAGAUGUUCCAAAGUACAUGAUGGUAGCAGGAAAUAGAGCUGAGCUUCGUGGCCUAAAUUUAGUAGGCCUAGCUCGACGCGGAUUCAGCAUUGAAGAGAUCAGGAGCCUUAAAACAGCUUAUCGAAAGAUAUUCAUGUGCACUGAUACAACUGCAGUGUCUUUUGAAGAAAAGCUUGCACAAGUGGAGCAGCAUGAAGGAUUGAUUCACAUUCCCGCUGUGCGUGCUCUGUUGCAAUCUAUUCGCGACUCUUUUGCAGAAGAUCGUCGAGGAAUAUGCAAGUAUAGAUCAUGGAAUGGCUGUUGA
Messenger RNA from Vicia faba (fava bean), 1002 nucleotides. The record is from the annotation of a GenBank genome assembly. NCBI's taxonomy places the organism in Eukaryota, Viridiplantae, Streptophyta, Magnoliopsida, Fabales, Fabaceae.